AUGUGUGGCAGCAGCGAUGACAACCGGUCGGUCGAAGAGGAAUGGCCCUUCCACAAAAGCAGGCGGUCUCAGCACCGAUACCAGAUACUGGCGGCGGAGGCUAUGGAGGGGUUGGGGGAGCGGCUGGAGGAGUUACACCCGGAUCGGUUCCGGUUCCACAAGACGAGCUGGGGCAAGUUCCCCGACGGGACGGACAACAUCGAGAUCGGCGGCUUCACUCCGUACAACGUCAUCUCCGGCGAGCACGUCCUCUUCCUGGCUUCCUUCCACAACAAUGACGUCACCCUCAGCCAGUUUCAGGUGAUGAUCUGUCUGCUUCAGUACUUCGUGGAGUCGCUGACAGUCGUGCUGCCCUACUACCCCACCGGCACCAUGGAGAGAGUCGUCAAAGAGGGGCAGGUGGCCACGGCGAACACGUACGCGCAGAUGUUCAGCAACCUGCCUUCUUGCGGCAAGCCUACGCGUUUGCUCGUGUACGAUCUGCACACCUUGCAGAACCGGUUUUACCUCCACGGAAACGCUAUUGCGUCUCUGCAGACGAGCAUCCCUAUUCUCAUCAACGAGCUCAAGAAAGGCGAUAUCGACUGCAUCGCCUUCCCAGACGACGGGGCCGCGAAACGCUUCGCCCACAUGUUCGCUGGCCUGGGGUUCCACACCGUCAUAUGCGGGAAGGUGCGGGAUGGUGAGAUUCGCAGUAUUACCAUCCAAGAUGGCGACCCCGCGGGCAAGAACAUAAUCAUCGUAGACGACCUUGUGCAGACCGGAGGAACACUGUACGAGUGUGGGCUGGCGCUAAAAGCUGGCGGCGCUAACUCGGUGCAGGCGUUCGUUGCGCACGGGGUCUUCCCCAAGGAAGCGUGGAAGCGUUUCGCUAAGGGAGGGGAUCGUUGUGUGUUCGACAAGUUUCUCGUGACCAACUCCAUCCCAACGACGACGGACAAGCUGCCCAAAGAUGAUGUGUACGUGGUGCUCGACCUGGUCAACCGGAUAAAGGAAGACCUGGAUCUGCAUAGCUCAGUUUAG
Molecule: messenger RNA, 1023 nt
Organism: Ectocarpus siliculosus
Lineage: Eukaryota; Phaeophyceae; Ectocarpales; Ectocarpaceae
Source: the annotation of a GenBank genome assembly